This is a messenger RNA of Colletotrichum gloeosporioides, 2424 nucleotides long. Its product is annotated as Histone deacetylase phd1. The coding region runs from base 1 to 2424 and encodes 807 amino acids. Gene Ontology annotation, molecular function: histone deacetylase activity. The transcript is spliced from 4 exons. The record is from RefSeq and is a predicted model, not a curated record. Lineage: Eukaryota; Fungi; Ascomycota; Sordariomycetes; Glomerellales; Glomerellaceae.
AUGGACGCAAACGCCUACAGAUUUCGUGCACCGAAGCCUAAUUAUCUUCCCCAUCGGGCCGACAAAGACGACAUUGUCGAGGAGUACACACCUCUGGGCAAGGCUAGCGAGCUCGAUGAAGCCAGGUAUCUUAACAAAUGCAAGCGCACCGCUCUCGAAUCGGGCAUCACCCGCCCCAAAGGAUACACCGUCUCCUUCCACUGCAACCCCGAGAUGGAGAAGCAUCACUUUGGGCAGACCCAUCCCAUGAAGCCCUGGCGCCUCACCCUAUCAAAAAGUCUCAUCUACUCCUACGGCAUGUCCUUCGCCAUGGACAACUACAUUGCCCGCGCCGCCACUUAUGAAGAGCUUAACGAUUUCCACUCCGACGACUAUCUGGACUUUCUGGGCACCGUCCUUCCUGAGCCUGUCCCGCGGGAUGUUGAUAACGCCAACCCCGAUCUCAAGUUCAACCUCGGCGGCUCCGACUGUCCCCUCUUCGAGGGUCUAUACGACUACUGCUCCAUGUCAGCAGGCGGCUCCCUCGAUGCCGCGCGAAAGAUUUGCGCCCAGCAGUCUGACAUUGCCGUGUCCUGGGGAGGCGGUCUUCACCAUGCAAAGAAAGCCGAGGCGUCUGGCUUCUGUUACAUCAAUGACAUCGUCCUUGCCAUCCUGCAGCUGCUACGCUGCUAUCCCCGCGUUCUCUAUAUUGACAUUGACGUUCACCACGGAGACGGCGUCGAGGAGGCUUUCUACUCCACCGACCGUGUCAUGACGGUCUCGUUUCACAAAUACGACCCUCUCAACUUCUUCCCCGGCACCGGCGGUCUGGAUGACAACGGGCCGAAGAAUGAGCACAACCCAGGUGCCCACCAUGCCAUCAAUGUGCCCCUCAACGAUGGAAUCACAGAUGAGCAGUACAAGUGGCUCUUUGAGAAUGUUAUCGGUCAAUGCAUGGAAAAGUUCCGACCAAGCGCUAUCGCCCUGCAAUGCGGUGCCGACUCUCUCGCCGGUGAUCGUCUGGGUCGCUUCAACCUGCAGGUGCAAGGACACGGCGCCUGCGUCGAGUUCUGCAAAAAGUUCAACGUACCCAUGAUCCUCUUUGGAGGUGGCGGAUACACGCCAAGAAACGUGGCUCGCGCGUGGGCCUUUGAGACGAGUAUCGCCAUCAACUGCCAGGACAAGAUCGAUCCCAUCAUUCCGACGCACGCUCCUUGGAGAGAGCAGUUCAGAUAUGAGGAGCUUUUCCCGACCCUCGAGCAAAUCUUGGGCGAGCCGCGCGCGAACCGCAACCCGCAAAAGCGACUGAACGACCUCGUUCAGCAUGUGACGGAGCAGCUGAGGUUUGUCCAGGCAGCUCCGAGCGUGCAGUAUCAGGUUAUCCCGCCCGAUCUGGGCGGUCUUAGGGAAGACGUCGAGGAAAAGCUCAAGGAGGAAAGGGAGGCCGAGAACGACAGCAUCAGAAAAGCACGCGAAGAGGCCGUUGGUUCAGCCAUGGAACUCUCCCUCCUGGCUCUGGCGCCGGCCGGUAUCCUCGGCCUCGCCACGCCGUCAGCCGGUCUCAGUCGCCGCGCAGUUGACUGGAGCAAGUGGAAGCCCGGCGUGUCGUUCCAGAUCAUCCUCCACGAACCCAUCAAGCACGACAGCACCGCCGACAUCGUGCCCGCCAACGCCGAUGUAUGGGAUAUUGACCUGCAGCAUGCCGAUACCUACCGGGACAUGAUUCCCACUCUCAAGGCUGCCGGGAAGAUUGUCAUCUGCUAUUUCAACGGCGGUGCAGUCCAGGACUGGGACAACGAUAUCGCCGAGUUUCCGGACGAAGCUAUCCAGAAGCCCCUCGAGGGUUACCUGGAUGAGAGGUACCUCGACAUUAGGAACAGCAAGGUCGUCGACGUGAUGAAGGCGCGUCUCGACUUGGCCGCAAGCCUCGGUUGCGACGGUGUCGAUCCCGACAACAUUGAUGCUUGGGCUCAGGACGACGAGGACCCCACAGGUUUCAACCUCAAGGCUUCCGACUACACCUCGUACCUCAAGGCUCUGGCAUCCCACGCCCACUCCCUCACCACGCAGGAAGGCCGAGCCCUCAUGAUUGGCCAAAAGAACGCCCCCGAAAUCGCCCCGGACCUGGUUUCCACCGUCGACUUUGCCGUCCUCGAGACGUGCCUGGGCACCCGCACCUCUGACGAGGUCGAGCCUUUCUGCUCCGAGUUCCAGCCCGUCAUCGCCGCCGGCCAUCCCGUGUUUCAGAUCGAGUACCCGCUCAGCGUCAGGAACGGUGUCUCCAUCAGCCAGGUCGACUAUAAUUACUUCUGCGUCAACAAGAACGGCAACGAAGGGUUCAGCGAGGUUAUCAAGCACGCAAGCGAGCAGGUUGACGGCUGGGGACAGUUUUGCGGCUUGGGCACGACGGGUGGUCGUUUCGAGACACCCACUUUUGAUGGAUAG